Messenger RNA from Penaeus indicus, 773 nucleotides. RefSeq lists its product as uncharacterized. The coding region runs from base 20 to 700 and encodes 226 amino acids. The transcript has 2 exons. The record is from RefSeq and is a predicted model, not a curated record. NCBI's taxonomy places the organism in Eukaryota, Metazoa, Arthropoda, Malacostraca, Decapoda, Penaeidae.
CGGCCAACGGCUAACAACCAUGAUGUAUCGCAGCCUCUUGAUAACAGUAGCCUUCAUGGCAACGGUGUAUGUGGCGGUGGCUGACAGUGGAUAUGGUGGACGCGGAGGAGGAAGUGGAGGCGGAAACGGAGGUGGAUUCGGAGGGGGAAGUGGAGGCGGCCACGGAGGAGGAUUCGGAGGCGGAAACGGAGGUGGAUUCGGAGGCGGAAGUGGAGGCGGCCACGGAGGUGGAUUCGGAGGCGGAGCUGGUGCAGUCUCCGGUGGUUUCGGAGGAAAUGGAGGCGCUUCAUUCAGUGGCGGAAACGGAUUCGGAGGAAAUGCUAUCGGAGGUGGAAAUGGCGGUGCCGGAGGUUAUGGCGCUAAUGGCGGAGGCGGAGUGGGAGGAGGCAGCGUGGCUCCUGGAAUCCUCCUCGGAAGCGGAAGCCUCCCAAGUGCCGGUGGCUCAGGAGGUGCUGGCGGUUUCGGUGCAGGUAGUGGCGGUUUUGGCGGUGGAAAUGGCGGUUUUGGUGGUGGAAAUGGCGGUUUCGGCGGUGGAAAUGGCGGUUUUGGUGGUGGAAAUGGCGGUUUCGGCGGUGGAAAUGGCGGAUUUGCCGGUGGAAAUGGUGGCUUUGGCGGUGGAAACGGCGGAUUUGGUGGAGUGAGUGGCGGUUUUGGCGGUGGCAGUGGUGGCAGCGCCGGUGGUAGUUAUGGAAGGAAGUGAUUGAUGAGUGAUUUGUCUUGACGCGAAAUGUCUGGAAGUCAUUUUUAUAAAUCAAAUAAAAUAAUAUUGUGAC